Molecule: messenger RNA, 2489 nt
Organism: Entelurus aequoreus (snake pipefish)
Lineage: Eukaryota; Metazoa; Chordata; Actinopteri; Syngnathiformes; Syngnathidae
Gene: pxdc1b
Product: PX domain containing 1b
Exons: 8
Coding region: 452-1225 (257 amino acids)
Molecular function (GO): phosphatidylinositol binding
Source: RefSeq, a predicted model, not a curated record
AAUUCAAAGAAGACUAGUUGGCGUGGUCACUGUGCUUUUAUAGGAGGAAGUAAGCGGUGUUGAGAAAAGUUGUUUUUUCAUAUAAGUAACCGUUUCAUUUGAAAUUUAGUUAAAUUUAAGGUUAACAUGUUCAAAGAAAUUGUAGAAACGGAACAUUUAGCCCUUGGAGUGGGUGCGAAUAGUUGAAGGAGACGACCUGCUAGCUUAAUUGCUAGCGUAAUGUUUGUGUUUUUUACCGGGGAAAAUAAGUGGACAGCUUUAACUCGGCCGCCAACACAAAGUUCGAUAAAGUUUGUAUUUUAGGUUUUUAUUCACAAGACGUUUCUGCAUCCCCGGUGGAGUUUCUGGGGCCGAAGAGUGCGAACAACAGUGUGUGGCCCUCAGUGGAAGAAGUUUGGACACCCCUGAUGUUUUCUCCAGCUUCCAUCCAACCGAGAACAUUUAUGGAUGGAUGUCGAGGGACGUCUACAAAAAGACGGCAUCUUGGAGCCCGUUUAAAAGGCGUGGAUCCGAGCAGCAUGCCGGACUGAGAGACAUGGCUUCGGCCGUGUUCGAGGGCACGUCGCUGGUCAACAUGUUCGUGCGGGACUGCUGGGUCAACGGAGUCCGGAGACUCGUCAUCAGCCGGCGGGGAGAGGAGGAGGACUUCUUCGAGAUCAGGACCGAGUGGUCGGACAGGAAUGUCCUCUACUUGCACCGCAGCUACUCGGACUUGGCUCGCUUGUUUCGACGUCUCAACGAGUCCUUCCCCGAGGACACGCGACACUUGUCCACAUGUCCACUGACUGAAGGAUUGGUGAAAAUCAAGGAAGCAAACGACAUCGAGGAGAAAUUAAACGAGGUGGAGAGACUGCUGAAGAACGCCAUCAACAUGCCCUGCAAGUUUUCCCGGUCAGAGGUCAUGCUGACGUUCUUCGAGAGGUCGCCGCUGGACCAGGUGCUGCGCAACGACAAGGUGCACAGAAUCCAGCCCUGCUUCCAAAGUCCGGUCAAGAUAUCAGAGAUCAUGCGCUCAAACGGCUUCUGUCUGGCCAAUACUGAAACAAUCGUGUUUGAUCACAAGCUCCCGGAAGAGAAGGAGAGACCUUCUUCCACUGACUCUGUUGAGCACAUGUACGAGGACGGACACGAGUUCUUACCGAUGGAAGUGUGCGAUGAGGAGGCGUACGUCACCAACCUGUCCUACUACCACCUGGUGCCCUUUGAGACGGACAUCUUGGAAUGAGGAGGAAGACACGGUGUUGAGAUGCUCUGCUGUGAUGCUGCUGCUGUUUUGAAGAAGAAGAACCACUUUUUGUCGUGGCGCCUGCACCAUGCUUCCGGAAGGAUUUUUUUUUUUUAUCAGUAGUUCGCCAUAAGAGAUAAGCUAAUCCUAUCAAAACGUGGAUUUCUACAAACUGAUUUUUCUCAACUCUAAUCGUCCGCCAUCUUUGUUUGUUGUGCUAUUUUGGCGCUUAAUGCAACCUCUUAGCUGGAUUUGUGUUGCAGAUUUUGAACAAAGCAAUGGAUUAUUUCAAAGUGGAAGUGGUAAAACAACAUAUUUGUCCCGGUGUGCCUCCUGGAUCCUCCCGUGACCCCUUUAAAAUUUAAUUUGAAAAAAAGGAACUAUUUUUGGGGAGUUUUAAAACUUUGCUUGUAUUGUUAUGAUAAUUCACUUCUAAUGUGUUGUAUGAGUCCUCCCGUUGUACCCUGCAGCUUCCAUGCACAAUUGUAAACAUGUGUUGUUUGUGACCAAACUCCCUUUUGCCACUCAAAUGAAUGCAGAAGACACAAUGUGGGCCCAUGACAGCUUACGUCCAGUAUUCUGCACCCCCCCUACAAAUACCAAGGCGUUCAUGCCUCACAAACUUGGCCCACAAGGCCUCGGCAUGAGUCUGUUUAGUAACACGGUCAUGAUCACUAUUCCCCGCUGAGAAAGGACACUUAGUUCUCAGUGCACUCUGAAGUUUUCAGUUUUGUCACUUUCCUUUGAAGAAUGUGAGUUACUUGUUCAAGGAUUCAAUGAACUUCAAAAAAAUAAGAAAUAUAGUAAAUAAGAAAAACCUAAAGAUGAAAAAAUAAAUAAUUUAACUUUAUCGUAAUUAAAAAUUAUAGGUAGUUUUUGUAUUAUUUAUAUUUAUAUAUAUAUAUAAAAAAUAUGAUAGAAUAUUUUUUUUAAAAUUUGUUGUCCAUGAACCUUCCUCCUUGAACCAGGUUUCAACACAUUGUAUGAAAUAACGCACCAAAUGGUCACCAAACCUUUUGAAUAUUUCUAAAUUGAAUAAUAACAAGCAUAGCAUAUGAUUACGAAAUAAUGACUUUAUUCUGAUUAGGUAUAUAUUUUUCCCUCGUGUGAAUAACAUUGUAGAACCCAAUUAAUUAUUAUAAUGACUGGGCGCCAUGAUGUUCAUGUUGUAAUUGUUGUUAAACUAUUUUGACAGUAUUAACUGUAAAAUAUAUUUUGAGCAUCUUAAAACAAAUAUGUUUGUAAUAAAACGAAUGUUAAUUUA